GUGGCAGAGGCUCUGCUGUCCCAGCUCAGUGUCUCUCUGAUCGUGCCGUGGGCAUUUCUUUUUUUCACCCCCACCCCUUCCGCUGUGUGCUUGCUCCCUAGUUCAAGGCCUGGCAGCUGUAUGUGUGGCAGGAGCUGUGCUGCACCAAGCCCCGGUCUCUUGCUCUUCCCCCUCUUUUCUUUGUAGCCCGGAGGAUUAUUUGUACAUUCCCUUUGCUUUUGGGGGCCGGAUUGCAAAGGACAGAGCCAUGCCCAGGAGGAGCAUCUUGGAGGUGAAGGUGCUGGACGUGCAGAAAAGGCGAACCCCCAACAAACACUAUGUGUAUAUAAUCAAAGUCACGUGGUCCAAUGGUUCCACAGAAGUCAUUUAUCGACGGUACAGCAAGUUCUUUGACCUGCAGAUGCAGAUGUUGGACAAGUUCCCAAUGGAAGGAGGGCAGAAGGACCCCAAACAAAGGAUCAUCCCCUUUCUGCCAGGGAAGAUCCUCUUCCGCAGAAGCCACAUCCGGGAUGUUGCCGUCAAGCGUCUGAUACCUAUUGAUGAAUACUGCAAGGCUCUGAUCCAGCUGCCACCCUACAUCUCUCAGUGUGAGGAGGUUCUUCAGUUCUUCGAGACAAGACCCGAAGACCUGAAUCCCCCCAAAGAGGAACCCAUUGGAAAGAAGAAGUCUGGGUUUAUCCAGAGAACGGCUUCUUUCCUUCAGAGAGGCGGUGACUUGGCAUCAGUAGAUCCCAUGGUCCUGGAGCAGUAUGUGGUGGUGGCAGAUUACCAGAAGCAGGAGAGCUCUGAGAUCAGCUUGUGCGUGGGUCAGGUGGUGGAUAUCAUUGAGAAGAAUGAAUCAGGCUGGUGGUUUGUGAGCACAUCUGAUGAGCAAGGCUGGGUCCCGGCUACGUGCCUGGAAGCUCAGGAUGGUGUCCAGGAUGAAUUCUCAAUGCAGCCCGAAGAAGAGGAGAAGUACACAGUCAUUUACCCAUAUACCGCUAGAGACGAGGAUGAAAUGAACCUAGACAAAGGGGCUGUGGUAGAGGUGAUCCAGAAAAACCUUGAGGGCUGGUGGAAAAUCAGAUAUCAGGGUCAAGAGGGCUGGGCUCCAGCAUCCUAUCUGAAGAAAGGAACUGGAGAGAUGUUUACACAGAAAUUGGGAUCUGGCUCAUCCACCCACUCGUGUGCCCUGGAUCUGGAUGGUGUUCCCCGGCAGCAGAACUCAACGGGCCGAGAGAAGGACGGGCCCAACAACCAAAGAGAGGGAAGGUUUGAUGGCCGACCAUUACCGCAGGCUGACAUUCGACGCAAGUCGCCAAAGAUGAGGCAGAGGCCCCCUCCUCGCCGAGAUCUCACUAUACCACGUGGUUUGAACCUGCCUAAACCUCCUGUCCCUCCCCAAGUGGAAGAAGAAUAUUACACCAUUGCUGACUUCCAGACCAUCAUCCCUGAUGGCAUCAGCUUCCACGCAGGAAUGAAAGUGGAGGUGAUCGAGAAGAACCUGAGUGGCUGGUGGUACAUUCAGAUUGAGGAGAAGGAAGGCUGGGCCCCAGCUACCUUUAUUGAUAAAUACAAGAAAACGAGCAAUGCUUCUAGACCUAACUUUCUAGCACCGUUGCCUAAUGAGAUGGCCCAGCUCCAGCUUGGCGAGGCCACUGCAGAGAGCAACACCAACGAAGAAGCCACUGGGCCAUCUAGGCCUCUGCCUGAAGCUCCACCUAAUGGUAUAGAUUGUGGAAUGAAAUGGGCCAAAGACUGGAAGGGGAAGGAGGCUCUCAAGAGUGCCCCCUUGGAGAGCAGCGAUGUAGCCGCUGGGUAUGAGGAGAUCUCUGAUCCAGAUACAGAGGAGAAGCCCAGCCUCCCACCCAGGAAGGAGUCGAUCAUUAAAUCCGAAGGUGAGUUAACGGAGAGGCAAAGGCCUCCACCCAAGCCCCCAGGCAUGAUUUUGCCAAUGAUCCCUCCAAAGCAGACAGCCGCCCCGAGGGACAGCAAGAAGCCAGAGCUGAAAACAGAAAAGGGCAAACUGUUCCAGCUGAAAAACGAAAUGGGCCUGGAGUGCGGGCACAAGGUGUCAGCCAAAGAAGUGAAGAAACCGAACCUUCGACCCACUGUCAAGCCAGCCAAGCCAAAAGCUGAGCCCCCAGAAGACAAGUCUGAGCCAAUGACCCAGAAUCCCUUCUUGAAAUCAAAACCUCAGGUCAGGCCGAAACCAACUGCAGCCCCCAGGACAGACCCACCUCAGGCAGAUGAUAAACUGGACAUUGGCAAUCUGAGAAGCAAGCUCAGACCUGCAAAGUCCCAAGAGAAACCCUCUGAGCAGGACCCCAUGCCCACUGAAAAUGUCUUCAAUAACAAUGCGCUCCCAGCAGAGGUUUCUGGCAGGCCUCAGGAGCGACCGAGCGUGGAGAACAGACCCCCAACCAAACAGGACAGCCAGAUCCCAAAGGAGGCUCCACCCAGAGCUCCCUUCAGCCUGCCAAAGAUGGCUGACAGUGAGCCCAAGAACAGCUCCCCGACUCCCAGAGAGCCACCGCUUCAGCGGCCAGUGGUGCCACCCAGGAGACCUCCUCCUCCAAAGAAAGUGGUAUCCUCCUCCUCUGGUCCCACUUCAGAGCUGAAAGUCCCACAGAGGGAAGUGCCUGAAAUCAGAGCUGCCUCAGUGCCUGGCCGGCCCAUGCUGGUUCCACCAAAGGCCAAACCAUUCCUGCCUGCUGUGUGCCAAGAUGAAGCCAAAGGGAAAAGCAGCUUAGGCCCAAAGGUAACGCCCAAGCAGGUGGAGAGAGGGGAAGCCAGGGAGAGGACAGCUGCCCCCUUCACCAACCCAGAUAUCUCCAAAGAAGCCCUCUAUGUGGCUGUGGCAGAUUUCGAAGGAGACGAAGAGACCAGCAGCUUUAAAGAAGGGACCUUAUUUGAAGUUCGUGAGAAGAACAGCAGCGGCUGGUGGUUUUGCAAGGUCCUAACUGGAGGACCUUGUUGGGAGGGCUGGAUUCCCUCCAAUUAUCUAAGGAAGAAGCCAUAGUCUGCCCUCAGUUUGCACAGUUGAAGGUUCUUGUUCUUUCACCCGAGUAUUUAAUUAGCUUAUUAAUUUAUAGUUUUCCAUAAUGCUGGCUUAAAAAUAUGUGGGAUACUGUACAUUCCAAUUUGUGCCAUUCCUGAGGCAGAAUUCAAGAAGCAGGCUUGACAUAACGCAGCUAGGCCUUCAUUCCUGCUCUGCCUGCUCCCCCCUUCAUAGGAAAUACUUUCCUCCUUUGUCCAUCUAUGGCAGCCCAGCCCCUGUAGAUGGACAUGUGAAGUUGUUUCUCAACAAGCUUCUUGGUGUAUGUUGGCAAAGGCAGUUCCCUCCCCAACCUAGAAAAAUUAUUGGUGCCCACUAGGCUUUUUGACGAGACAAUAGGGAAACCGGGGGAAAUUCAGCCACGAUCUAAGUAAAGAAAUGAAGCCAGCCCCACUCACCAAAUGGAAUCUGGAAUAACAAAAGGAGUUGCUUUUCCCGGUGGCUCAGGGUCACUGUUAAAUGUCUGAUACUGUAUUGCCAAGUCCGGCCAUACACAGGAAGGACAGGAAACCAUGGGGACAAGGAGAAACAAUACUGCAAAAUCAAGUCCAUAUAGCUGUGUGUGCAUUGACAUGAUCACUCAUGGCCAUGUGUCGCAGUCUAGUUAAGUUUGUGCCUUGCUUGCUUGUACCAUCAAACACAGUCCUUUUACCUCUUGUUGUUUCCUCUACAAUGGUGGGUGUUAAUUUAAAUAUCAUUUAAUUUUUAAAAAAAGAUAAACUAAUGGAAUGGAGGAUCCUCUGUGCUGGGCCAGGGCCCUGCUCAGACUUGUGGCUGAUGGUGAUUCAGGCAAGCUCUGUCAGAUUUCAUUUCAGUGGCUGGAGAGAACUAUAUGCAGCAUGGUUCACAGCAGGCUUGGCAAAGAGAACUUGGAUGAUCGUGGGAGAGAAGGGUGCUGGGAGAAUGCUUGCACCCCUCUUCCCAGCACAGACUGCAGCUCUGCAUUUCAUACUGGACUGCCCAGGGAAAUGGUUCCCUUGACCCCUGUUCCCAUGGUGCCCCCGGGCUGUCAGGCAGUAGCUAGAAGGUGGCUGUACUAUAAUGGGUGCUAGUAUCAUCUAGUACAAUCCAUAGUGUGGGCUUGGUCCCUGGAGAUGAAAAAGGAUGGGGAGCAUGUGUGAUUUUUCUGGUACUCAGGUGUUUCUGUUUCUCUUAGGCUUGGCUCUCCCUUGUUUUGCUUUCCUUUGGGGUGGGAGAAUAUAGUGCCUUUUGUUGAUACCUUGUUUCCCUUUAAAGAGUUCUCAUCCCCUAACCAUGCUGGGCUUGUUAAACUCUCUCUGAAAUGGCUUAUCUGCCUGUUUCUUCAUCUAUCUUUCAAGCUGUUCUCGAGGUCCUUCCACUGUGUCCUCCAUGUCUGUGCAUAUGUCGGUGUGCUUGGAGGUUUCACUUAAAAUAAAGUAUGUUUCAACAUAUUCACCCUCCUGCCUGCCUACACUAACCCCACUUGCUUGCAGUGUUGCUGAUUCCAGGAGGAAAGUAGAUUUCGUCUGACUGGCUGUCAUUCCCUCACAUCCCUUUCUUUCCUUUUGUAUUCAACUCGCUGUGGAUUCAGCGCAGUGCCUUCUCUAUCCUAGAAGAGCUUUAAACCCCAUUUUUGAGGAUUACCACUUGCCAUGUCAGAACUCCUUCCCACCUGCCACAUGCUAACUGUAGCAGUAAGCACUACAGAGGUGCCUCCACAGAUACAGUUUCCAUUGUUGGAACCUGUGCAGAAUUCCAUCUAAAGCAAAGUCCAACAGAAUCAGAUACUGGCAACCUUAUUGAUGCAGCAUGACAAGUCACAUCAGGGAAUUUUGUCCCCAUGCACACAGUCCUAUCCCCUGGACAACUAUUCGAUUAACUCCAUUCCUAUUCAUCAAGUCUUUAUCACAAAGGUAUACUUAGGAUUAUCAGUCUUAGUUUAUAGAGCACAAACGUAAUGAGAACCGUACUGUACCUGUCUAUUUCUCUCUUUCCAUCCCCCUCGCUCUUUUUUCCCUUUGUCUAGAGCUUUAUAAGAUUGGAGCUUGUGGGUCAUGGGGUAACUAAUAAUCUCACUGUUUUUGGUGACCCAUGGUAAAUACUUUAUAGUAGGAUCCAACAAUGCAAGGUGACUCAUGUAGUAUUGGUGAUGUGGUUAUAUGCCCGCAGCAGAAUCGGGUAGCAAUGUAACCCUACAACGUUGCUGCAUUGCAUCCCUUUGCUUAGUUAAAACUCCUCCUUUGCGUAAAUAUGGACAUGGCUGAUUAUGGGUUAAGAGUGGGCUGGGCAGCAGUAAAACUUUGUUCAUGUCUUCUUUGAGUUGUGACGGUACUAGACACAAUUGUGUCCCUUUUCUUUCACUAGUCUUGGGCUGCUUCUAUGCUGUCAGUUCGCAUACACAUACUCACACUAGCUUGAUGAGAGCUAGCGCAAGUACAGACAGCAGUGUGCCCGUGGUAGCAUGGCCAGCGGCAUGGCUUAGCCAUGCUGAAUACAUACCUAUAGGGUGCAGGUGGGUUUGUACUUGAACCAGCAAAUAUAGAAACUGUGCGUGCUUCCCCUAUGGUAUUUCAUCUCUCUAUGUCACGCUUAGACUUCAUCGAUCUUUGUUCCCUUUCAGUGAGACAAUGUCAUUUCUGUUGCUUUUGUGCCAAAUUAGGGCUAUUUUCCCCCAGACUAAAUGCUGAGACUGUGAGUGUUAAUGAAUGCUUCAUGCUGUAGGACUCUUAAUACAUUGAGCCAACGACAGUGAUAAUUACAGGAUUGAUCUGUGGUUGCUGCACAGGCGUCACAUAGCUAUGGGUUAGUUACCGUCACCCGCUGUAUAAGUGGAGGUAACACUUCAAAGGACCACAAGCCCUAUAAACUAGCUGGCUUAGAGAACACAAAUAAUCAUCUAAUGCCCCUGCCACUUCCUAGUCUUUCCCAGACCAGGUAUUGCACCACCCUGCCCUGGCCAUAUUUGAAAUCAGAAAGGGUCUCAGGCUGGCAAAGAGGAUCCCAGUGUGGAAGAGACUGAGAACUUUACCACAUAACACUCUCCCUUUUAUCUGGGAUCUACAAGAAAACUCUUCAGACCCAGAUAGUAUGGUUGAGUGCUCAGAGCAGGGGGGACAACCUUCUGGUUCUCUCCCUGUCUGUGCUACUGAAGCUCUGUCACCACAGGCAGGGCAUGUCACCUCUGUGCCUUGUUUACCUGUCUGUAAAAUGGGAAUAAUUCUACUGACCUACCUUGCUGGGGGAUUGGGAAGCUCAUUUAGCCAAUGCUUGCAAAACACUUUGAGAACCUAAGCCAGAAGGCACUAGAGAAGGGCAGAGUUUCAUUUUAAAUAUGAUUCCCUGGUACCUUAGCAUUAAACUCGCCCAUUGUUACAAAGUACCUGCCUUCCAUGGAAACCCCUCACCAUGCAGCUCAGCGAUUAGCAUUUGCUGUGCGGGUGAACAAUACCGUAUUUUCUGUAUAACAAACCCGGCUUUGCGGCUCUUCAGCUCGGUGUAUCGCAGGCAGGCUGGAGGCCUCAACUGCAAACUAUGGAAGACUGUUUGUUUGUCUCCUUAUACUAUGUAAACACGUAUAAAUCUCUACAUUACUGUGGGUGGGCGGGGGUGCCUGAGGAAGGUAGAUAUGGCCUAUGUAAAUGCCAUAUCUAUACUUUCACCAUUAGGCUUGUUUGGUAUUGGAGGGUGGGGAAGGGGGGAAUUUUUUGCUUUGUUUUUUAAAUAAAAAACCUGCUUGACUGGUUUCAAGCAGAAUUGUGACCA
This is a messenger RNA of Malaclemys terrapin pileata, 6760 nucleotides long. RefSeq names its product SH3 and PX domains 2B (gene SH3PXD2B). Gene Ontology annotation, cellular component: cytoplasm. The transcript has 14 exons. Gene Ontology annotation, biological process: superoxide anion generation. Gene Ontology annotation, molecular function: protein binding; phosphatidylinositol binding; superoxide-generating NADPH oxidase activator activity. The record is from RefSeq and is a predicted model, not a curated record. NCBI's taxonomy places the organism in Eukaryota, Metazoa, Chordata, Testudines, Emydidae. The coding region runs from base 248 to 3001 and encodes 917 amino acids.